Molecule: messenger RNA, 3775 nt
Organism: Drosophila simulans
Lineage: Eukaryota; Metazoa; Arthropoda; Insecta; Diptera; Drosophilidae
Gene: TyrRII
Product: probable G-protein coupled receptor No18
Exons: 7
Coding region: 462-2195 (577 amino acids)
Biological process (GO): adenylate cyclase-activating adrenergic receptor signaling pathway
Cellular component (GO): membrane
Molecular function (GO): G protein-coupled receptor activity
Source: RefSeq, a predicted model, not a curated record
CAUUUCAGUUUCAGUCGCUCACGGAACGUCCUGGCGUUUGGCCGCAAAAACCCAGCGAAAGGCAAAAGUCCAAAAAGCCAGCAGCAGCCCAGAGUUAAAAGCCAAAAAAAAUAAAUUAGAAAGAAAGCGAAUUGGUCGGGAAAAUCCGUGGCAAACGUGAUGUAGGAACUCGAAACGCUAAAUGUGCGAAAAGUGUGUGUAAUUAUGUGUGCAAUAAUGUACGUUAUGUUGAACUAUAAAAGUGUUAUUUUUGACCGCAAAAUUAGGUGUUGAAUGGCUUGAAUACAGCUAAUAAAAGAAUUCUCAUUAAGUGUUAAUCCCAUUGGCUUAUCGGUUUAAUCUAUUUAUAAAAUCAAUUCAAACAUAAAGCGGCGCAUAUCUCAGCGAUGUUGGAAUCAAUUUGUUCAUGUCGCCGACGGUGCGAAUAAGGUCCACCCCAAGUGAGUGAGCUAUCCGACGGGAUGGCGGCGUUGGAACAUCCGGAUGCCAUGCUGCCGUACUCCAAACUGCUGUCAACAGCCCUCACUGUGGCCAGUAGUGGUAACUCGAACUCCUCCGAUGGCACCUUGCUGCUGAUCCAGGCCAGUGCGGCACCAGGUGGCGAUGUGAUGGCCACCGGUGGCGCAAAGUUGGGUGUGCCCUCGAUGAACUCGUACCUGGUGAGCAUGGCGUGGCCCAAGUCGCUGGCGGUGGCCGUCUUCCUGGUCAUCAUCCUGGUCACCGUGGUGGGCAACACACUCGUCAUCCUCGCCGUUCUGACCACACGCCGCCUGCGCACGGUCACCAACUGUUUCGUGAUGAACUUGGCCAUCACCGACUGGCUGGUCGGCACCUGCGUGAUGCCUCCAUCGGUGGUGCUCUACAUAACAGGCACUUGGCGCUUUGGUUGGAUACUGUGCGACAUUUGGAUCUCGCUGGACAUCCUGCUCUGCACCGGCUCCAUUCUCAGCCUGUGCGCCAUCAGUCUGGACAGGUAUCUCGCCGUCACACAACCACUGACGUACUCCAAGAAGCGCCGCUCCAAGCGACUGGCCCUCCUCAUGAUUCUCGUCGUGUGGAUAACUGCCCUGUCAAUCACAUGUCCACCCUAUUUGGGCUGGUACGAGGCCGGGCGGCACCAGGCGGAGUUCGUGGACUGCCGCUACAACCAAAACAAGGGCUACGUGGUCUUCUCGGCGAUGGGAUCGUUCUUCAUUCCCCUCACCGUGAUGCUCUACGUCUACGUGAAGAUUGGUUAUGUCCUCACGUCACGGCGACAGCGCAUUGUGCGCGAUGCGCACUCGGAGCGCACGGCAGACUACGAUGUGGAUGGGGACAACUUCAUCUCGGAGUCGGAGCACUAUCAUUGCACGCCAACCAAGUGGCUGCCGAACAGGAAGUCCCGCUGGAGGUUCAACUCCCUGCACGACCCACCGAGCGCCGCCACGAAUGCAGCCAAGGGACACCAGUCGUCCGUCAAGUGCUCCAAGUGCUCCUCUGCCACUGGAACUGCAGCCGGAGCUGGAGUGGCGGACAAAACGCUGACGUUCAAACAUCAGCCCACCUUUUACGAGCUGGUCGAGGUGUCGCGUCUCUCGUCGCUCAUUCACUGCUCGGCAAUUAGCUGCAAGUAUGGAGGACCCUGCAUGCACUCCACGCCCUCGGGCAUGCACUACGUGGGCACGGAGGCCUCCUUCUCGGACACCUGCCUGGGUGGCAAUGUGAGCAGCAACACCAUCACCACCACCACCAACACCGCCGCACUGGAUACCAACGAGAAACUGGAGGCGGAGGCCAAGCAAAAGCCGCUGCAGCAGAGAUCCUCCUUCGACCAUCAUCACCCACAUGCACACCAUCAUGGCUCCCAUGGCCAGCAGAGCCAUCACAAUCCUCACCAUCGCAUGCCGAUGCGAGUUUCGACCACGAAACGUGAUAGCAAGACCGCCAAGACCCUGACUAUUGUGAUGGGCGGCCUAAUUGCUUGCUGGCUGCCCUUCUUCGUCUAUUAUCUGCUGAUACCCUUCCUGCCGCGACCCGCCGUCCUCCAGGACCUCAUGUUCGGCUUCACCUGGAUUGGCUGGGUCAACUGUGCCAUCAACCCGUUCAUCUACGCCUUCUACAAUCCGGACUUUCGCACUGCCUUCUGGCGGCUCACUUGUCGCCCCAUUUGCAAGCAGAAGCGUCCGCCCAACCACCUGGCCAUGUUCCGUGGCUAGUUUCCGGAUGCAGAUGCAGUUGCGGAUGCGGAUCCGGAACCGGUUUCCGAAUCACUGAGCACUUGAGUGUGUGUCCUAGUGUCGCCAUCUCCAGUCGCACAAUCGACGCUCACUUUGGGUGGUGGGGGAAAUAUCUCAGGCAUAUCCUUAACUUUUCGCCGUGCUGGUUCACCAACUUCUACGUAAUUAGCAUACAAAAUAAGUGGGGAAACUACGAACUCACAUUUCAAUCUUUUUAAAGUUAUCUUUUUACAAGUUAUGCCAAUGCAAGGACUUCAAAUUGACUCUAGACUACAGAAUAGAUAGUAAAUAAGAAGGAAUUUAAGAAGUAUAAGCUAAUAUAACUAGAUCAGAUGUUCAAGAAAUGCACUAUUUAUAAUAAUUAAAUUAAUUCAAGAUAAUGAUAAUCAAAUAUUAGCUUAAAAAACUGCUGAAUUUAAUUCAAGUUUCUUUCAUGAAAACAUAUAUAUGGAAAAUAGUUUUAAUAGUUUAUCACACAUGUCCCUCCAAAGAUUGUAACUAAUAUCUUAGCAGCGACCUUUAAGCCAACUCGUGGCAACUACCUCACCAAGUAUUCAUUUGCCAGGCACUAUAAGCUGUUUGCCGCACUCCAUCUCCAUCGUUUAUGCCAAACGCAGCUAGUAAAACUAAGAUACUUACGGUCAAUAUUGAUUGGAGCAAAGAUUGCCUUGUUAAACCCAAAAAUCGACUGCCUUUUGAAGCUUCUGAAAGCCGCAUUCCGAGCAGCAUCUUAAAGGUCACUUUACGGUCGCCAUUUUUUGUAAGACUUACUGGACUUGGCCGGAAGUUGAGAUUCUUGCCUAGACCAGAUCCAAAUCCUAUAUAUAUAUAGUAUUUUCCUCUGCGUGAGCGUUGAUUGUGCGAGGCGAAACGUAACGAAACAAAAGACAAAUUAUAGUAUUUGCGAGUCUUUGUUGCCUGACGGCAACUGUUGACCAUCGGGAUGAGUGGGAUGAUGAUGAUGAUGGCGAUGUCCUCAUCCUUAUGCCUUUGUUGUGUGCGUCUAGUUCGUCUGUGUGAUGGUGGCCUGCCAACGACAUGUCUGGCGUAUCCUUUGUUGGCCAAGUCCGGUCAAGCUCGGCCUAGCCCCGCAGGCACGGUACACUGUGUGUCCAGCGUCCACUGUCCAGUGUCCACUGUCCACUGUUCGGUGUCCAGUGUCCACUGUCCAGUCCAUUCCGGCCAACCUAUUUAAUGUUUAAGCAAUCGCACACGGCAGUCCGUGCUCCUUCCUCGACGGGCGAAAGUGAAACUGUAACUAAAACUAGGCCGGAUUUCAAACUGCAGUUGAGCCUGCCGGGAUUUUAGAUGGCCUGUGGAAACCCCUUUGUGCACACACUAGGACUCGUUAAGCAUUUUAGCCCAACUAAUUUGUAUAGAUGUAUUAUACAUAUACCAUACCCAAUUAUACCUGUAACCGUGUGUAUCAUCUAUGUGUAACUAUGUGUACUUUAUGAAUGUUCACCUGGAAUGGAUCUCUGUAAGGAACCUAUCGGCCAGCCGAAAGAGUUCCGAACUAAUAAACUUUAAGUUCAACCCAGAGGCAGUUUUAUUAUACC